GGGCAGCGUAUCUACUCUAGAUGAAGCACACUGCACCGGAGACCGUUUCAAACAUACUACCUUUAGACAAAAGUCUCAUUGACCACAGAUCUUAUCGUUACUUUCAACUUGAAAAUGGUCUGAAGGUUAUAGUGAUAUCCAGUCUCAAACCUGGUGAGGAGCCUGUGGAUGAGUCCUCUUCCGAAGAUGAUUCUGUGGAUGACUCCAAUGAAUGUGAUAGUGAAACCGGAGGCUUCGAAACAGAUAGCAAGGCUGACACAGCCCCUGAGAAUAAGUCGGCGGCCGCGCUCUGCAUUCAAGUCGGGAGCUUCUAUGACCCUCCUGAGGCCCAGGGACUGUCUCAUUUUCUGGAACACAUGGUUUUCAUGGGUAGUGAGAAAUACCCGACGGAAAACGACUUUUGCGCCUAUUUGUCCCAGCGCGGAGGUCAGAGCAAUGCAUGGACGGGAAAUGAGUUCACCAUGUUCCACUUCGACGUUAAACGAAAGCACUUCGCCAAAAGCCUCGAUCGUUUUGCGCAUUUUUUCAUCUCCCCAUUACUACGAAAGGAUAGCACGGAUCGCGAACUCUCUGCCGUUCAUAGUGAAUAUGAACUUAGCUACGCUCGCGAUUCCAGCCGUCUCGAAUUUUUCAUCGGUUCACUUGCCCGUCCCUCAUCUCCAUACCGCCUGUUUGGAAUUGGUAACAUGCGGUCUUUGAAGUUCAUUCCUGAAGAACAUGACACUGAUAUUUAUUCUUUACUACAAGCCCAUCGAAAAUCCAUGUACUCUUCGCAUCGCAUGACCCUCGCUGUUCACUCGAAAGAUACUCUGGACGAUAUGGAAUCCUUGGUGCGAAAUCUUUUCUCCUCAGUUCCCAACAGCAAUGUCCCACCACUGGAUUUCUCCCGUUUUUCCGAUUCCUUUGAUACGCCCUCUUUCACCAAGUUUUACCGAGUCUGCCCGCUUGGCGACCGGGAGAAGUUGCGAGUUAUUUGGGCACUGCCUCCGAUACGGCAUGCGUACGAGUCUUGUCCAAUGAGUAUUGUGUCCUCACUCGUUGGUCAUGAAGGAAAGGGGAGUGUAUUGGCUUUUUUAAAAGAAAAAAAUCUGGCAGUGGCGCUCGCGUGCGGGUUUUCGCCCUCCUCGGAUUUCGAAUGUUCCAGCAUCUGUACAUUGUUUAUCGUGUACAUCACGUUGACAGAAGAGGGUGUGGACAACAUCAACGAAGUGUGCCGCAUUUUAUUCGAUUACAUGAAAAUGCUGCUUCGAGAGUGCGAGAGGGCGGUUACUGCACAGGACGAAUCCCCAGUUUCCAAUCCAGAAAAUCCGCACCAACGCAUCUUGCACACAUUCGAUUCCUAUUUGUCGGAAUAUCGGAUCACGCGCAAGGCUGCCUUCAGUUACAGCGAGCCCGAGGGACCGGAAGAAACCUCGGUUCAUGUGGCAAAUCUAAUGCAGUUGGUCCCUCCGGAACAAGUCUUCUCCGCCUACCGUGUGCUGAAAAAGGUGGAUUUACCACUCUACCUCCAGCUUUUACGCUACUUCACACCUGAUCGGGCCUCUAUCAUUCUACUUUCUGGGAAUUUCGCAUCGUCCCUUGCACCAGAUACGCAGCUGGAAGUAGAGCCGUGGUACAAGAUAAGAUACAAAGCAGAGGAUAUUUCGAGCGCCCUGAUGCAAAUGUGGAACGCGUCUUCACCUAGCGAAGAUCUUCACCUUCCGUAUAGAAAUAAAUUUUUGACGACCAACUUCAACCUUCUUCCCGCCGAUGGGGAUAUGAAAGCCCCCGUGGAUUUGAAUUCACAACCUGGCGGCGAGUGCAGAUUUCGUUUCGGCCAUCUGUGGUUCCAGCGAAGCACUCGAUUCAAGAGUCCAAAGGCGUUCAUCGCCGUGCACUUUUGGUCACCCUAUGUCAUGAAAUCCGCACAAAAUGUGGCGCUCCAUCUAAUCCUCAACUAUACUCUGAACCAAACUUUGAGUACCUUAGCCUACGAAGGCGAAGAGGCUAACUUGAACUAUACCCUUGAGUACGCCGAGAGUGGAACGAAACUAUGUUUGCAUGGUUUCAAUGAGAAGUUAAUUUACUUUUACACCACAAUUUUGGACCAUAUCAUUUCGGAUGCUCCAGAGUCGUCUGCUGUUCAUUUUGAAUCCUACAAGGAGGCGGUCAGACAGCUUUUCUUCAAUGAGGCACUGAAGCCUCGAUCCUUGAACACGAAUUUGCAAGUUUUCCUUCUCCAGAAGAACACUUAUUUGUACGAUGAACUGUUACUUGCUCUUCAAGAUGUUUCAAUGGAUGAUCUAAUCUCCUACAAACGGAAGUUUUUCUCUCAAACUAGAAUAACAGCCUACGUGCACGGCAAUUUAACCGCUGAGGAUGCCAUUGGCCUCUUCGAGUAUACUACUCAAAAGAUCGAUUGCAUCCCGCUUCCUCGCCGUGAAUUUUCUGCCAUUGCCUCCCUCGCACCAGGAACUUAUCUUUUGCGGGUGAUGAAUUGCAACCCGGCUGACUUGAAUCAGUGCAUAGCACAUGUGCAUCUCCUCGGUCGCACCGGCUUGAAACGCAACACUUACAAUCAGUUGCUCGCGUAUCUUCUCACGGAGCCCGCUUUUGAUUACCUACGCACCAAAGAAACUCUGGGCUAUCACGUGUAUCUGCGAUGCUGGCGCUCCUCACCUGGUGGAUCUCAGCGUGCCGGAAUCUCUUUGGUUGCUUGUAGUCAAGCCAAUCAGUUUUCAGUCAACCACGUGUCUGGCCGGAUGUCUGCGUUUUGGUACCGCAUAGCCCCACGCAUUCUGGCUGCGUUGUCUCCCGAGGGUUUCCAAACCGCAGUGGACUCUUUGAUAACCGUCAAACAGUUGGAGGACCCAAACAUGGUGACUGAGAUCGAGCGAAACUGGGGUGAGAUCCUCACGGGCGAAAACAUGUUCAACCGACGGGAGGCCAGUGUGGGCGUUUUGAAGACGGUCAAGAAAGAAGAUCUAGUCGACUUUUUCAUCAAAGAGUACCUGGAACCUGCCAACCGUAAAUCGCUUGUGAUACAGGUUGAUGCUCCUUCUAAACCCGAUACCACCUAUGUGAUACCACCAAAAUCGUACUCCUUGGAAAUACAACAGAUACGCAUAAUUGAUGAACAGAAAUCAGAAGAACAACGAAGCUCCGAAGAUGUCGACGUGCCUUGUGCGCUCGGUUCAUGCGGUUUUGAUGACAAGACAGCCUCCGAGUUCCUUCAAAGCCAUGGUCUCGAUUUAUCCAAAACUGAAUACCUCCCUGUCAUAUCGGAAUCCAUCUGUAUUGAUGAUAUGCGGAGUUUCCGCGGCGCCCUUAAAUACGACUGCGGCCUUGUUGUUUGAAAACAUCUUCUGAAUGCAACCCUAUUCAUGUUUUUGACUUUUCCAAAGUCACUUCUGUUUUCCAAAACAAUCAUGGUGAAAUUGUUCAACAAUUGCAUUACAAAUUGCAUCUUCGACAGACCUUUUUCUGCUCUUCGUUUCCAUCUUACCAGUACUCGCGCGCUAAUUAUUGACGGUGCCACUGGUGCAGUGUUAUUGUGGUAGUAUUGGUUGCACGAAGCGUAUUCUCAGUGUUGUGGGUAAUUGUCUAUCCUAUUCUGGCCGCAUUGGUAAAACCCUUAUUCUCAUCGGCUGCUUGAACUUACAUCCUACCAAUCAGCGCUGAUGCACUUUAAGCUUCAGCUCACUGAUGUGCCGGUUAUCCUGUCUUAUUUUCUGCUGCAGUUAGAGCACACGAAAGGCGUGUCGAUUCAUGACUUUUCCUCAUCUUCAUGCCCUCCUUCAGAAUACAAAAUGUUUCUCACAUGCUAGAUUUUGUUAUUUGCUCUGAUUUUCAUACACGGUUGUUG
Molecule: messenger RNA, 3844 nt
Organism: Dicrocoelium dendriticum
Lineage: Eukaryota; Metazoa; Platyhelminthes; Trematoda; Plagiorchiida; Dicrocoeliidae
Source: the annotation of a GenBank genome assembly